Talaromyces amestolkiae is the source of this 1473-nucleotide messenger RNA. RefSeq lists its product as uncharacterized. Lineage: Eukaryota; Fungi; Ascomycota; Eurotiomycetes; Eurotiales; Trichocomaceae. Gene Ontology annotation, molecular function: oxidoreductase activity, acting on NAD(P)H. Bases 1 to 1473 code for a protein of 490 amino acids. The transcript is spliced from 4 exons. The record is from RefSeq and is a predicted model, not a curated record.
AUGUUCGGUGAGAAAGAGGGAGCCAGAGUCAUCACGACAUUCAAGGACAAGUCACCCAUCGACCAGAGAAGCAAGCGUCGCGUGGACAACAUUAAUAUCCUUGUUAGCCCACACUGGGAAGAGUUAUCCAAAGAAAACCAGGACGAAUUUCAGAGGUUGAUCGAUACCGUCCAGAACGAUGACUACCUUGUGGUCAACCUUUACACAGCGGGAGAGCUCGAAGAGAACUCCAGAGCAGUAUACAAAGACCGGCUCAGCGCGAAGGAGAGUCAUGUUUUUUCUCCCUCCUUUUCCUCUUUAUACUCGAAAUGCUCUAAUGCGCUUCUUCUAAAUGCUAUAAAAGAGAAAUAUACACUUGUCACGGAUCACGCGGUUCCAUCUAUACUUCACCAGGACGAAAUACUCAUUGAAGUUUCGGCUAUUGGCUUGAAUCCAAUCGACUGGAAAGCACCUGCCUUUAAUUUUGGCAUCCCCAGUUUACCCUGGGUUUUCGGUCGCGACUUAGCUGGCACAGUCAUCAAAACCUCCUCCUCAUCUUCCCGCCUACAAAAUGGCGACCUCGUCCUCGUCCCUUCCACAGAUUACCGCGACAUUCGAAAAGCCGCUUUUCAGGAAUACGCAGUGACUACACACUAUAAUGCGGCAAAGAUCCCGUCAACGACAUCGAUACAUGGCGGAGCAUCUAUAGGUGUUGCUUAUGUGGCGGCGGUGUUGGCAUUAGGAGUUUCGUUUGGUCUGGAUUUUGGGCUUGCGCAGAGUGUGCCUGGGCCGGAUUUGAGGACUAUACUGAAGGCUGUAGAUGCGGAGAAGAUUCCCGAGGAUAUUCGCUCGGAAUGUCUUCCUUCGUCCGAGGCAGGUGCUGAACGAGUGCAGAGGGGGGAUUGGAUCGCUAUAUGGGGAGCAUCUACAACUACAGGCUACAUAGCCUUACAGAUCGCAAAAUUAUGCGGACUAAAAGUUAUAUGCAUAGCAGAUAUCGCCCGACACGGACGAAGACUGCAUGCUCUCGGCGCAGAUAUUCUAGUUGACAGACACGAUACCGAUCGCGCCGUGGAUAUAAUUAGAGGCGUCACAGGCGGUCAAUUACGAUUUGCCAUUGACAUUGUCGGACGUGAAACAGCGACUAUUCUAGAAAAGGCACUAUCUCAGCCUAAUGAAGGGGAUAAUAGGCCACGAUCGCAUUUGUUAGGUCUUACUGGUUCACCAAAGGAGAAAAAGGCGGGUAUAGUCUAUCAUACCGUGCCGAUUAAAAUAUUCCACGAGUCGCCACAGGUUGGUGAAGGGUUGGUGAGAUGGCUGGAGGAGCUGUUGGAGUCUGAAGAAUUGAUCCCACCGGAAGUGGUUAUUAGAGAUGAAGGCGGUUUGAGCGGGGUUAAUGAUGCAUUGGAAUUGUUGAGAAGUGGCGAGGUGAGUGGAAAGAGGAUUGUGGUCGAUUUGAGAAAGGGUGAUGUCAAAGGAACUGCUGCUCGUUAA